Molecule: messenger RNA, 501 nt
Organism: Rotaria sp. Silwood2
Lineage: Eukaryota; Metazoa; Rotifera; Eurotatoria; Philodinida; Philodinidae
Source: the annotation of a GenBank genome assembly
AUGUGUGCAUUUAAUCCUGUAUAUGGACAAGGAAUGACACAUGCAUUGCGACAUGCAAGAGAAUUGAAUAAAAUAUUUGAGGAACAUCGUCAUAAGUUAGAAGAUAUUUCUUAUAUUUUCAAUCGACGUGCUUCAGUGAUUAGUAAAGAAUGUUGGCUUGCUUCUAUCACAAAUGAUUGGAAAACGCCAACAUUAAAAGUAAUAGAAACUGAUAAAAAUGGUAAAAUUGAAACUUAUCAACGAGGCGUUGAUUCUGAUACAAUGAAAUGUUCUGAACCACGAAAGCGAUGGAUAAAAGAUCCUAAAUAUGCGUGUUUUCUUCAAGAAUGUAAAGCAGGUCCUUACCUUGCACAUUGUUCAAUUUGUAAAUCAGAUUUUUUAAUUGCUAAUGGUGGAACAUAUUUAAUCAAUCGAUAUCUCCACCAAACUGAUCAUAAACGUUUAGUUGAAAUUCAAGCUAAAGAACAAUGUAAAGCAUAUGAUCGAUACACAAAAACAUAA